CUUCUCAGCUCCACCUCUUCUUCGGUUCUUCCGCUCUCUGCACCGCCUCCCUUCGGCCCCUCCCAGGCCGCCGUCAGCUUCUCCGAUUGUUUUUCCCGAGCAGCGGCGCCUUCCGCCCUCCCGAGCGCGACGCUCCAACCUAGACGGUCCGGCCGGCGGCCGCCCCUCCACCACCGUUCGGCCGGAAAUGGCAUUCGCAAGAGCGGCGCCUUCCUGGUCCCCAGCGCACGCAACCUCGGCCGCGCCGGCAGCCUGGCAUCAACCUAGGCGUCUAGGCGACACGAAAAUUGCGAUUGCGCCGGCGCCGGUGGAUCCUGCGAUCCCACGGCGGAAGCGACCUAGAGACCAGAUGGGACUUCGGCUCGAUUUCAUUUUGGAGAUGUAAGGGUCGGCACUCGGAUCCUGUCGUUAGACCUCUACGAGAGUUAGAUUCUGAGACGUUACAGACCGUAGUACCAGACAUUCCGUUAUGGGUCAAGUGUCCUGACUAUGAACGGGUUGACUGGAUGAAUAAGUUUAUUUUUGAUAUGUGGCCUUUCCUGGAUAAGGCAAUAUGCAAAAUAAUUAGAAGUGCAACAAGGCCAAUAUUUGAUCAGUAUAUUGGAAAAUAUGGCAUAGAAUCGAUUGACUUUGGAGACUUAACACUUGGCACUCUUCCGCCUACACUCCAAGGAAUUAAAGUUUAUGAAAUGCAAGAAAAAGAACUGGUAAUUGAACCUGUGAUCCGGUGGGCUAGCAUAGCAAAUGUAACUGUGAACGUGAAGGUGCAUUCUUUCAAACUGUCCACUCAGCUUUUGGAUUUGCAUAUAAUGCUGGCACCGCGUGUGACUCUGAAGCCGCUUGUGCCAAGCUUUCCCUGCUUUGCCAACUUGUGUGUUUCACUGAUGGAGAAGCCACGUGUUGACUUUGGAUUCAAAUUGCUGGGUGGAGAUGUCAUGGCAAUUCCUAUCUUGUACCAGUUUGUCCAGGAGCAAAUAUCAAAGCAAGUUGCAAUUCUGUACCAUUGGCCGAAGGUUAUACAAAUUCCUAUUUUGGAUGGAGCAAGGGGGACUUUUAUUGGAGAAACUGUUAACAGUGAUCCUUGGGUCUGGCAUAAAUGGAUUGCACAUGCAACCUUUAUUCAAGGAAAGGAAUGGUGGGGUGGCGCUACAAAGAAACCAAUUGGAAUAUUGCGCGUCAAGGUAAUUCGUGCCAUGGAUCUUCCCAAGAUGGACUUGCUUGGAAAAUCUGAUCCCUACGUCAAGCUCCGGCUAAGUGGCGAGAGACUACCCUCAAAGAAAACCUCUGUUAAGAUGAGCAACCUAAAUCCUGAAUGGAAUGAACAUUUCAGGCUCGUAGUCAAGGAUCCCGAAACACAAGUCCUGGAGCUCCAGAUGUUUGACUGGGAAAAGGUCAAAAUGCAUGAUAAAAUGGGCAUGCAAGUAAUUCCCCUCCGCUCGCUUGCUCCUUACGAGAGCAAGCUGUUUACGCUCGACCUUCUUAGAAGCAUGAACCCGAAUGAUCAGCACAACAAGAAGAACAGAGGAAAGCUUGUCGUGGAAUUGACAUUUGAUCCUUUUAGAGAAGACAAUAGCACGCCUGCUGUGAUUUCAGAUGGGGAAGGUAAUGUUAGUAUAAAAAGGGACAUCCCGGCUGGUGGUGGGGUGCUGUUGGUUUCAGUAGAGAAUGCUGAAGAUGUUGAAGGGAAGCGUCACACUAAUCCAUAUGCUGUGGUUCUUUUCAGAGGAGAAAAAAGGGAAACUAAGGUUAUCAGGAAGGCAAGGGAUCCAAGAUGGAGCGAAGAGUUCCAGUUUGUGGUGGACGAGGCCCCCGUGGACGAGAAGAUCCACAUCCAAGUCAGAAGCAGACGCCGCAGGCUCCUCCCCUUCCACAACAAGGAAUCGCUGGGGCACGUGAACAUAAACCUGAUGGAUGUCGUGAACAACGGGCGAAUCAACGAGAAGUACCACCUUAUAAACUCGAGGAACGGGAAGAUACACGUCGAGAUCAAGUGGAACACCGUGUGACUGAACUCUGUACAUGUACAGUUUUGCCAUAUAUACUUUUUUAUAGGGAGUUUUGCCAUAUAUACUUGACGCCGGAAGAGAAGGAAAUAGUCAGCCAUAGUUGUUGUGGACCCUCUGUAUGUUGUUGUAGCUUUGUAUGGCCCCAGCGGUUUUGUUUUGUUUCUUUUUGCUCCAUUUGGCGAUUUUUGGCGUGUGUUGUAACAUCGAUGAGUUGGCUUUGAUGUGUAUGUGUAUAGUACUUUGUGUCUCCUGUGAAUUAUUUGCCAGCGCAAUAAAAGGUGGUGCCUUUGUUGAUCUGCCCUUU
Messenger RNA from Brachypodium distachyon (stiff brome), 2310 nucleotides. Its product is annotated as synaptotagmin-3. NCBI's taxonomy places the organism in Eukaryota, Viridiplantae, Streptophyta, Magnoliopsida, Poales, Poaceae. Bases 507 to 2006 code for a protein of 499 amino acids. Gene Ontology annotation, molecular function: lipid binding. The record is from RefSeq and is a predicted model, not a curated record. The transcript is spliced from 13 exons. Gene Ontology annotation, cellular component: endoplasmic reticulum.